UCCCAUUAAUAAAGCCAUGAAUCGAAAGACACUCGUAGGGAUUGUAUUGGUGUUGCUCACCAUAUAUGAGUGUUGUUCAGCGCUCAAGAUAUCGCUGUAUUACGAGACCCUCUGUCCCGACAGCCAGAGGUUUGUGAAGCAACAGUUACAUCAGGCGUACCAACUGUUUGCCGAUCAGAUCAGUGUCGAGCUCAUCCCCUUUGGCAAUGUCGACGAGUAUAAGGACCAAAAUGGUGUACUUAAGUACCACUGCCAGCACGGCAUUGAAGAGUGCCGGGUCAUGUGUUUAUACGGACUUCUGGUGGAAGAGUUUAUGUCUAGGAAUACGGAGAAAGCGGCUCAAGAGUGUGCGGAUGAACACCUGCCCGGCCAAUGGCCAGUCAUCAAGCAAUGUAUAGACACUGAUAAAGGCCGGGAUAUAUACCGGCUAAUGGCCAGAAAGACCAAGGAGUUAUACCCGUCGCCCACAUACGUCCCGUGGGUUACCAUCGAUGACAAGUUUGACAAGGAGUCUAUGGCUUUGGUCGAAAGCAAUCUGAUUAACUUCGUAUGCCUUAAGGCUAAUCCCCGACCCAUUGAAUGUCCAAACUCUGGAGCCACUCAUUAUCUACAACAAAAUCAAGAAACUGUACCAUCAUCUGCUUUUGAGGCAUAAAUUAUAAGCAAAUUGUUGUUUUAGUUGUUUUGAAAAUGCUAUUUAUUAAAAUAUAUUAAUAUGCAUU
This is a messenger RNA of Oppiella nova, 722 nucleotides long. The record is from the annotation of a GenBank genome assembly. Lineage: Eukaryota; Metazoa; Arthropoda; Arachnida; Sarcoptiformes; Oppiidae.